AUGCCUCGAAUUAUCUCAGCCCAACCAACACAGUGUCUGGACACUUCUGGUUGGUCAAUUCCUCAGAAUAUAAAAUUGGCUGAUCCAGACUUCGCGAAUCCAAAUCAAAUUGACUUAUUAAUUGGAGCAGAAUUCUAUCACAGCUUUUUAUCGAUUGGUCAAAUCAAAAUAGGUGAGGGUCUACCUGCACUUCAGAACACGGUUUUUGGAUGGAUAUGCAGUGGCAAAGUUAGCAACGGUAAUCAAAAAUUACUUAACUGUGGCAUGUGCAGCGAAGCUGACGACGAAGCAUUGGAUAAUAUACUUACUAAAUUCUGGCAAUUGGAGGAAAUCAAUCACACGGAUGACAAAUUCACUGAUGCAGAAAAGAAAUGUGAAGAAUCUUUUGCUCAAAAUACUCACCACAAUCAUGAAGGGCGAUUUGUCGUGAAACUACCAUUUAAGGAGGAUACAACUGUUCUUGGUGAAUCCAUGCAGAUGUCGAUGAAUCGGUUUUUUAGUCUUAAACGUAGGCUGUUGAAGAAUUCUGAACUAAAGAAGAUGUACGUUGACUUCAUGCGAAAAUACGAACAUCUCGGCCACAUGGAAAAAUCAAUCAGGAUGAUAUAA
Teleopsis dalmanni is the source of this 609-nucleotide messenger RNA. RefSeq lists its product as uncharacterized. NCBI's taxonomy places the organism in Eukaryota, Metazoa, Arthropoda, Insecta, Diptera, Diopsidae. Bases 1 to 609 code for a protein of 202 amino acids. The transcript has a single exon. The record is from RefSeq and is a predicted model, not a curated record.